AUGGCGGAUGACGAAGUUCGACGCAAGAACGAAAUCUCGGCCUUUGCCGCCAUGGCGCUAGGUGCCAACAACGCCGCCGAUGACGACGACAACGGCUCGGGAGAUCGCCCGAACACUACUCGCUCCGGAUCGGUCCACUUUUCGCAGCCCAGCACGCUAGAAAGCAGCAGCGAAGGUGUGACAGCGGCGGUCAACCAAAGUGAUGAGCCGCAGAAUAUAUUCGCCGACGCUGUGGCGCAAGCGGAAGACCGUACACCGUCUGGAACAUUUGCCUUUUCCAAGGCUUCCCACAAACACGCCAUGGCGGAAAGAUCCAAUUUAGAGGCGGCGGCAGCCGCAUUGGCGGACGGUGACCCGGCGACGGAAGGGGCCCAAGCCAAUUUUCCGGCACCGCCCUUGACGUCUCCACUACCACAACCGCCGACUCGUAAACCAGUUGAAGACGUUCCCAUGUUUGCUGAACAAGUGAUCAUGCCGAAGCCGCUAUUCUUUGGACCCAUUCUACCGCCGCGAGUCGUUCUGCAAGCGCGAAAGAUGGUUGUAGACGCCCAGCGGAGUCUCGGUUACGACCCAACUUCCAACGAUAUUCCCCCUCGACUCUCAGAGCUGCCUCCAGGCGUCCGCAACUUGGUUGGAGCCCUGCGCGUCUACGGUCACGGCAUUGAUGUUUUGGAGCCCAUCGACGAAGAUUCCGAAUUUUGGAGGGGAGAUGGAACUGUGCGAACCUUUCAACCAGUCUGGGACGAAACCUCACGGAACGAACGCGUUCACGAACACCGCAAACGACAGCGUCCGGAGGCGAUUUCCCGGGCGUCUACGGCGCCCGCCAGGCUAUGGCAAGAGACGGAGAGUGAGAAAACAGAAGACUCGGAAGAAUCACUGACGGACUUGGAAGCUCCGAUGACACCUAAUGGACUUUCCAAAAACGAACAGUUCAGUAUGUGGUUGCGUGCGGAUGACGAUUCGAUCGAACACUUGUCGGCCGGAAGUCCCCGCGAUAUGACCGAAUCAAUUGUUAGCGUACGCUCGGUUGAAAGCCUGCACUCCCCCGCCCGGCUUCCGGAAGUGCCACUUUUGGAAAAUUCUGCUCAUCCAUCAUCGUCGACGGCACCCCAACACCCGCUAUCGGACCAGGCGCUUUUCUCAAGGUGGGCACGCGGAGGAGCCAGUAUGGCAGCCAACGAUUCCAGCCGAUCUCUGGCAGACAGCACGGACAACGUUUCUGCCCCGGGAACUUUUCACCGGAUACCAAUAUUGUCCCCGCUCGACGAUAGUGACGAUGAUUCGGUCAAUUAUGAUGAGUCAAAAAAGAAAGUGGGGGCCAACGACCACCUGACAAAGGCGGUGGCAUCCUUUGGGGGAGAUCAACCCCUUCCAGCGUAUGGGUUGGUGGCAGCAGAGACCAAUUCACGAACGCUACUAUCGCAAGUACCGCUAAACGAAACGCAGAAACGGCCUCUAACGAAUUACGAACUCACUAAUGGGCGCGUACCCCUCUUUGGUGUGGAUGAUCCGCCUUUGCCUUCAGAGGCGGAUUUGGGUGCCCACGAUUCCAAGGAGGAACAGGCCAGGUCUUACGAACAAAAACGCUCGCAAGACAUUAUCGCACGGUUUGUGGCUCCCAACGUUUUCGGGUCCAUUGCUUGUCCGAAUCCAGCUAUGCAUCCCGACGACUUCCAUUCCUGGAAUGCCCGAGCUACGAUAGGUUCAAUCAACCAACGGAUUCAAAAUGGGGGUGCUCGUAGUGCAGCAGCCUCAGUGGCUUCUGAUGGAUUAAGCCUACCUUCUCUGUUACCUCAUGUACGGCGCCCGUUGCAACAAAAUGGGUCGCUUUCGCAAAAACCCAAAAAGCCCAACGGACGGAAGCAGUACGUGUCACGUUCCAGGUACGGGUGGUGGAAUGUGGCAGAAGAGGACGACGAAGGAAAGGAGAAGUUUUCAAAGAGAGAUGGGGCUAAAAUCAAAGAAGAGAGCAGUAUCGUACAGGAGGAAAACCCUAUGUUACUACCACCCGUCCAUCAUAGCUCUUCCGCGCUGCAAGUCGUCACCUUACUGGAGCCUUCGCCCGAGGAUUUGCAUAAGGAGAACCUUCCUUUAUCUCGAAUGCACGCUGCAACGUCGAUGGCACAGUCGUUACCGUAUAUUUCCGAUCGGCCCCCGAAUUAUCGAUACCUCCAAAUAGACGCACAGGCAGUUGGUUUUCCACCCAUGGGGGCUGAAGUUGAACCGCUGUUUUGCAAAUUGUCGAUCUACAAUGUCGAGACGACAACGAACGAAGCGGCCGGAAAUGCGUCCGCUACCCCCACACCAAACUUUAGUCGAUGCGGUCGAGUGACAGAGGGCCUACACUUUGAUGUGGUCAGCGACGAAGAGGUUGCCGAACGUUGCCAUGCGGCGCUGUGGCCAUACUCAACGUCUAGUCCGCAGUCGAAGAUGUUACGUCCCCGUGGUGAAAGCCACGAACCAGAGAGGUUGCAAGGUACUCGAUGUGGUGUAUUCCCUUUACCUUCAACGUUGAAUAAUGACAGUCUAUACGCGGUUUUGGUUGUUCACAAGGUUUUUUCUGACGAUGGUGACGUCGCGCCGUAUUUGAAGGCCAGCAAAGUAGCAACUGAUGUUGGAAAGUUAAAGGUUCAUGCCGAAAGAGCAUCAAAUCGUCAUGGGGCUCUGCUGAUGCCAUUCGCUUUCGGAGUGGCGCCGCUGCUCCAAGUCUUUGGUAUCGACAAUCCUGUGGUGGCCAGUAGUCGUGCUGUUCAGAUUCCUUUGUUUCGAUACUCUCCUGGUUUAGGAGAACGCCAAAUUGUGGAUCAUAUUAUGGUUAUGCUUUUUCCGAAGGCUGCUCACCGGGUAGACGGUCUGUCAGGACCAGCAGCGGUAACGAACGGGGGUGCAGCAAUGCUAGUUAUGCGCAAUUUUGGUUAUCUUGGUCUGCAUUCUGUCGUCGACCCCAAAAGCUCGUUGGCUCGAGAUCGACUGGUGGACUUUACAGGGGAAUUGCAGCUUCGAAGAAGAGCAGACGAAAAAAAAGAUCAAGACAUCACGAAAUCUGUGAAGCAUGAUGCAUAUUUAAAUCGCUUACCUUCGUGGCACUCUCAGUAUUCUGCCGAACCUACGGUCAAUGGAGGAAGGAAUUCUGACUACGUCCCUGGGAAUGAAAGCGAAAAAUGUGAAGAUCACUCAUUACUGUACGCACAAGAAUUAGCACCUUUGCCACUCCAGUUUCACGGUGUCGAAAGUUUUUACAACACGUCCUUUUACAAUGAGCUCCUUUUCCAUCCUCGAAUGCUUCACAACUGCCCAAAAGGCAAUACAGUUAUAAAAGUCGAACUUAGGGAGCUGGAAUGGAAUAAAAAGUACGGAGUCUUUUUGGCACAUUUGCCCGAAUGCGGUCCGAGCAUUCACAACAAUAGAAGAGGCCCGAGUUUGGUUCAGAGCUCGUUUUCGUCGUGUUCUCCGCGAGGAAGUGGACCGAAUUUCGUUGACGAGUUUAAGCUGAAGCUUCCUCUCGACCUGCAGACAAGAAGAGGAGAACGCACAGGGGCACUGGCUCUUUUGUUUACGGUAUAUCACGUUAAGGUUUCGUCCAGAACAAAGUGGAGUAAAAGAGCUAAAAUGAUAUUCGGAACGACGCACCCUGCCGAUUCCGCAGGUGAGCAAGAGGAACUUGAGUCUGUUGAGAAGUCGCGAUUAAAACAAAUUGCAUGUGGCUUCCUUACUAUUGGGUCUCAGGCGAGCGUGAUCGACAAUGGCACACAUGACGUUCGAGUUAGCUAUACAGCAAAACAUCCACCAACCGAGAUCACAGAUCAAGGCAUAAUAGAUCCAGGAGGCCUUGUCCUCAUUGAGCAAGGGGAGGGAAACGAUGGAAUUCUUCCAUCAUUCGACGGCCCGUACGAUUCUUGCGCUGAAACAUCAGUUGUAUCAAACGACAGCUGGAUAUCAGAUCGGCUUACGCACGAGGUAACGAGAACUGAUGCUUCGAUUGCAAGUGCAUCGGAUUUGGCUUCGAUCGCCGAAGACUCAUCCACCAUUGGCUCUAAGGCAAUGGCUGCUACCGAGAUUUCCCUAUCGGUGCGAGUGAUUGUACAUUCCUCAGUGCAUCCUCAAAACGAAACAAUUGCCCGUUUUCUACAGAAUGAGCCAGAAUUGCCUUGCCGGCCAUUGAUUCCGAGCGGCUUGUUUCUUUCGAGUAUAGCUAUGGGCAGAGAUUUCCUGCGGGAUCAGGCUGAGCUUCGAAGCGCGCAUCAAUCCGAAGCUGACCUUGUAAAGCUUACGGUAGACAUAGCGGAUAAGCGGUGCUGUCCAUUUUCGUGUUCGGCUUCUCAUCUCCUCAGACUAUCAGCGUCGCUUUGGCGAUCACUUGCUUUUGGGAGCGGAAAACCAGAUCUCGUGUGGGCAAAUCCAUCAGCAGUCAUUCCACUACGGGUAGAGUCUUUUGCAUCACUCAUGGGUAUAGUUUGUUCAGCUGCAAUCACGUGUUCCAAACGGGGUAUCACUCAAGUCGAUGGCGUUACAAAGCUGAGUGUCGUCGCCCUUGGACGUGUUCUCGCCCUUGUUUUCGAUGAAGAGCGUCUUUUUGCAGAACAAGCAGUUGAAGUGUUUGAUCAAAGCCAUUACUCUUUUGAGGACUCCUCGCAAUAUCAAAAGCGCCAGAAUCAUUCCUACAAGAAAACUCCUAAAAAAGGACGACACGUUCGGCAAAAUUUCGCCCUUUUGAAUAACGACACAUCAGGUAGACAGAACAAUCAAAAAAAUUUAACUUUUCCCGGAAAGAAAGCCGAUCUCGUCGACUUCCGCCAGGGUACAGUCACUGUCCCACUAUCUGCGCAAGUUUCCGACAUGGGAGAGUCCACCAAAGAUUCAACUUGGAAUCCCGUCAAAAGCGAUGAAGGCAGCUCAAAAUCAUCAAGUUCAACUCAUGAACAUAAAGUUGAUUCCAAAUCUGAUUUUCAAAGUGCACUUCGCAUCGCUACAUCAGAGGAUGACUCCGACAUUUCAAUAGAAAACACGGGUGUAAAGCGUGCCGCGGCUAUGAUUCAGGCUUUCAACGGAGCUUCCCGAGGAAACAGAAAAUGGAUGACUGCUCCGGCUAUUGCACUAUCCACCAUUAAGGAAUCGGAGGAUGCUGAUGCUAAUGAUUCAGAAAUCUUUGAAGAACGACAGCAAAUGAAACUAUCGUCAUAUUCUAGGGACUCUUUGGAUGAUGAAAUUGUUUUGAAUUCCGACAACAAAGUGAGACCUAAACAAAUGCGCGUUCCAAAGGUACAAAAAUCAGAAGUGAGCAACGUUAUUGGAACUUCAACUGUGAUCGAAACUCCCACAGAGCUUAGCAAGGCUAAUAUUCCACAGUCUGAUCUUGAAAUUGAAAGAGCCGGGGUAGCGUUUCUAGAUGUAAUCGGAAAAAGCCUUGGAUUGAGCAAUCAAUCUCACGAGUUAUCCAUUUCCAGCUCAGAUGCUCAAGCAAUGGUAGGAGAAGAAAGGCGGGUAGGCUCGUCUCAUCACCGAAAGACACAGAGUCGUUCUAGUAUCGAUUGGACUUUGAAAGGGGAGGAAUUCGGAUCAAUAUCUCAAGACGCUCAGCUUGACAUGCGUGGUGAAGCACCAAAGGAUACAAAUGAGGAGCACGCAGAAGCAAUGUCUACUCUGCAAAGAGAAGAUGGUAAUUCGUGUCAGCUCCCCGAUUACGUUGAUCGCCUCGUCGCAUUCGGAAGGUCUUCGAGUCGUUCCGGUCGGUGGUUUCCGUAUAUAUAUGAAAUUAUAAUCAUGCAAUGGGCAGGUAUUUUGUCGCAACAAAGCGGACAGGGUGAGAAACCUCGAAGAGAGAACCCUGGCGAAGCACCGAAGAAUUUCUCUGUACCAUCCGGUGAUGAUAAUCUCAACGAAGUUGCGUUCAGAGCUUUGGGUGUAGCUGUCGCUAGCGCUCCUUUGCUGUUCGAAGUAAUCAAGAAGAGCCUCGGCUUUCGAGUUUCUCGCCUGUUUAACCAUGAAUUGUCGAAAAGCAACAGAAAUGUGUGUCCACCUCUGGUUGAGCUGGACAAAACAUUGUUUGGGACAUUGGAACAAAUCAUAUCGAUGCUGACAGAUGCUUGUAUUGACUCAAGAAACUUUGACUCACUGGACCACCGACAGAUGAGUUUUGAUGUGAAUGACUCUAUUAUUCGCUUUCUAAGGGAUAUGUUCAGUUUUUUGACUCCCAGCACCGUCUACCGUCUAAUUCUGACUCAUUUAUCACGAUUCUUGGCAAAGGAUGGAAAGAACUGGCAAGACAGGGACUCCGAUAUUGGUCUAAGAUGCUCCUGGGAGGUUGCAAAGCUACGGCUAAACACAAUCACUGCUCUUGUAAGGUUCCCUGACUUUGUACGAGUAAACUCCCCACAGAUGCUCAACUGGGGUGAUUGGUGGACAAGAGCUCCAGUAUUGACCACAGCCACAUUCUUUGAUGCUGUUUUGUCAAAGUUUGAGAAGUUUCGCCUUCCUGAUCUGGUUGACAGCGAAGGAUUGAUGCAGAGCUCGAAGGCUACUGGCGUUUCCAACAAUGCACAUUUGCGUCCUCAUUGGCUUGCAGAACUUGUCAUCGAUAUCUGUCUUCUUGGAUCUGAACAUGCAGAACAGUACAUACAAAACCGAUCAUCCUCCCUUGUUCACGAGCUCCUCUGGUCAUGUAGCCAAGAGAGUGUUUUGGCGGAAAGAGCGACGGCUGUUGCAAGUAUGUAUGCCACUCUACUCGAGAAGCUCUUGCAACGUAUCAACUACCUGUCUAGCUUUGCACCGAAAAGCCAGCUUCGUAUAGAUCUCUUAACGUCUGCAAUCUACGUGUUGCAAUCCGCUCCUCCACAUUUGCUCCGUGCCCUUUGGAGGAAGCUUCUCUCUCGAUUGAGAGGAAAAGGAUCACUGGACAAGUACUGCUUGUGUAACAAGUCAAGUUCGUUGGGCGGGCUGGCAGUAGACGAAGAAAACCAAGGUAGACUUCCGAAAGGCACAGUGGAACUGAAAGAAGAAGCAGACGUGCUGGACAUGUUUUGUUUACUAAAUUUAGCGCUAAAGACGGCUGAAUACGAAGGAUGCGAAGAACAUCUCGAAGGCGAUAGUGCUGCCGAUGGCCGGGACAGCAUUGAGGUUUGGCGACGAGCAUACCUACUAGCUCACAGUCAGUGCGGGGAUCGAAGUUCGGACGCGCAAGAAAGAAAUUCGUUUGAAAGUCGCCGUCAGCAAAGCGUUGCCGACUCUAGCUAUUCGAGCUCGAUUUCCCGAAAAUGGCAAGCACACGAUGGCUCGAUCGUCAUUGUGAAUACCGGCCAUCAGAUCAAUAUGGAGCUCUACCAUAUCUUGAGCGCAACUAUCGACGGACAGUCUCUGUUGAAUCCGGCAAUUUAUAGCAAAAUUAGGAAGCACAGUGGUAUCAGACCUAUCGCGUGCUCUCUGAUGUUGAGCUAUGUUGAUGUGGUCGUAUUCGUAAGGGCUUCUACUUCGCUGUAUUUGCAUGCACUCGCACUGAAGCAGAGCGACAUUGGCAUCAUCCGGACCUUCCAACUUUCCGGCGAGGUGAUCAAGAUCUUCGGGAUAAAACUGUUUCUUGAUGCUGUUGGCGAAACGCUACAGCACUGGAUGCGGGUCAUUUCAUUUCAAUGCGGCGCACGGCGAGCCAACGUUCGAGUCGAGGCAACGGAUUUGCUUGAACUCAUCUUACGAAGCACAUGGGAAUGUUUUGGAAGCUUCUUUAGGAUCAGAGUCCCACUGCUUGCUGUCCAAACUGAAGUGAUGGAACGAAUUGUUGCAACAGCAGCGGCCCGCUUCUACAGGGACCAGCGUCGACUACGCACCGCUGUUGACACGUUUUCGAACAUCAGCGCCGAGGCUAGCUUAGUACCUCUCUGGCGCACACUCGAUCGGAUCGAAAAGCAACCUGCGAGCCAAAACAUUGCAUUUCGUGUCGCACUCAUUCGAAUGUCUCAGAAAUUGAAGAAGCUUUACCGGGCUUACAUCGGCGCUAGAGUAUUGUCAUGCAUUCAAGGCACCGCAGCAAGCAAAGAUCUCGAAGAUGACGAAGUCGUACAUGAUUACGAAACGGAGGGUCUUCUGCGAGCCAACCGAAUCAACGUCCUUCGCGUAAUCAACGCAUCUGAAGGGCACAGCAAACAAUUUCUUGGGUUUCAGGGUACUCACCGAACGACUAGUCGAGUGGCACACUACGAAGCGGUCGAGGACGCCUUUAUUGAUGCUGCUGACGUCUUCUCAGCCACGGAAUUGCCAGAACACCGGGUUGCCUGGCUUCAAAUGCUCGCUGACUUUCAUGCAUCGAGAUCGAAAUCUGCUGAGGAAGCUACUUGUCACUUUUUUAUUCAUUUGACGUAUCAGCAAGCUGCCCCGCUUCACCGCUCCUUAUGGUCAAGUACGGCUUUUCUUCCAUGGACCGACAACAUGCCUGACCCAGUAUACAUAGAUGGAGAUAACCCUACUGUCGACCCUGACUAUACAUCCGAUUACGAUCUAGAAGAAGCCUCUGGGAACUUGGGGCGAGAUGCCAACUCUUUUCGACGGAUCUUCUACCGAGUGGCCAAUUCGGUUGGUGUCGAAAAUACCGAAUGGCAAAAUAGUCUGAGCAAAACGCUAUUUGGUGGCAUUGCAUUUUCGAUCGAAUACCACACGCUUCGUCCAUGGAUAAGCCUUCGAAAAAUGGAAGAAAACAUGGUAGAAGAAGCAGAAGGGGCGGGGGAACUGUUCCUCAAGGCAGGAAUUGUCGAGAGCAGUCGCCUCGCGUGGAACCUCGCUACUCAGUAUUACGCCGAGAAAUUCAACUACGGAAAACUAUCUGUUGUCUACCGACAUCUUGCUCAAACUGUCGUCUCGGAAGUGCCCCCGAUCGAUACCAGUCUGCCACAGGAAAUGUCUGCAACAUUGGGGCGAUUUUAUCGAGUCUGGUUUCAUGGAGGAGCCCCGGACGAGCUUAGUGGCGUUGAAUUUGUUUAUCGCGCUGAUAGUAGUGUGGCAUUAGACCAAUUUGGUGAAGAGCUUCGAGGAGUAAUAAAGUCAAUCAUACCUGACAAGACACCUAUCCACUUGGUCCUCGACGGCCGCCCCGAAUCAAGACUAGAGGAAGGCAACAUCAGCUUGGGAUUCAGCCGAAUUGGCCCUGCGCCGCUCGAGCCUGUCCGAAUCAAGGUUACUCCAUUGCGACCAAUGCUUGGGAAUAGCUCUCAUAUGCGUGGACUUCCUGAGUGGUUCCACAGCUAUGUGAGUGAAUCCUUUUCAGGCUUAAGCCAUCGACCGAUGAGCGAGAGGAAUCGGGGAGGACUGCGCCGGAGUGAGUCUAUUGCAAGCGAAAAUGGAGAUAGGCGCCGAGAUAUCCGACACCGUGACCAUGCAAGAUCGUUCAGCGCCUCUGUCUUUUCAUCUGGAGGGAGUUCGGCUGCUGGUACGCCCACCGCUCGCCGGAACCCAAUUGGCCGUGUACACGAUGGGGAUCGACUAAUGCGAUUUUCAAAUCCCGCAGUUAGCGUGUUAGCAGGAGUUGACAAAUUUUGUUUCGUCCAACCCAAGGACAGGUCAAGUAAGGCGAAAGAUUGGUGGAAGAGCUCGUCCGGUGAUUUUGCCGAGAAAUCCUUAAAAGUCACUCAACUUCAGGUCGGCCAGCAGUUUCCAGCUUGCGUUACUCGACAAGCCGUCGUUCAUCGGUUGGUCUACUCCCAAAGUCCGCUUGAAGCAGGAGUUGACUCAGUAUGUCAAUGGUGCGCCGUACUGUUCCGGACGGCUGUUGCUACUGUGGGCAUGGCCGUUAUAAGGACCAACACAGACCCAGGCAUAGGCAAUGAUGCAGCGAAAAUUGUGGCCGACUGCAUUCAUUCGAGUCACGUUAAGGAAAUCGGGUUGGCGCUUUUGAAAAGAAACUCAGAUUUUCCUGAGCACGAUCCGAAUUCGGAUUUUCUGACCGACAAUGAUCGUUUAUCCGAUGAGGAAAUCAAAAAGCUUCAGGUGAAACUUGCACGUUUGAUUGUCGUCUUUGUGGAGCUCUUGCAUUUGUUAAUUGCUCGCAAUCGAGACAUUCUCUUGGGGGUAAUCAAGGAUAGGAAAAAAAGCGACAAUUCUAUGGCUGAGACUGGCAGUGGGAAUCGAAGUUUUCAUCGCACUGCCUCGCUUGGUCCUACAGUUUCGGAUAGCAUCGAUCGCCAUCCUCGAUCUAACAUCCACCAGCAGCGGUAUCCCCAUCAGCGUCACGACAGUCAGGGUAACAUGCACGAUUUCAGCGCUCUUCAGCCGUCUAGUUCGGUGCCUCCGCUAGGUCCGCCUAGGUGGCGCCGUCAGCAGCACACUGACCAAACUGACACAGCGCCCCAUCACACCAGGAGUCAAACUGACGGGGGAGCAACUCGUUCCGGGGAAUUUCGGUCGAAUCGUUCAGACACGGACAGUCGUGGAGCAGGGCGGUACAAGGGACAAAAUCCGUCAGUUGAGCACCUCUCGACAGACUCGGGUUCCAACAGUGGUGGAGCGGUUUUCCGUACCGACUCUGCGAUUGCUGUCCAGAGUGAACUACAGCGAGCUUUUAUAAGUAUGCGCACCGAAAUUCCGAUUGCACAGGAGCUUUGCUUUGCCACGGGUGGCGACAGCAGUGUAUUUAUCGACGCGGAGAAUGCCUCUGCUACCGGAGGAACGCUCAAAUCACUAAGCGACUCGAAUUGGCCUGGUGUUCAGACGCAGCAUCCGUUUUACGACGGUUCACAGCACGAGAGCUUGGCUGGCGGGAGCGAUCGUGGUUCGGUCGUUUCGCGUGGAUCCGAGCCUUACGGAAUCAGCUUAAUUUAAAUGAGAUAUAGCAAUUCCUGCGCAUUGCAUUCCGUGUU
Molecule: messenger RNA, 10838 nt
Organism: Phaeodactylum tricornutum CCAP 1055/1
Lineage: Eukaryota; Bacillariophyta; Bacillariophyceae; Surirellales; Neidiaceae
Exons: 4
Coding region: 1-10800 (3599 amino acids)
Biological process (GO): small GTPase-mediated signal transduction; positive regulation of GTPase activity
Molecular function (GO): guanyl-nucleotide exchange factor activity
Source: RefSeq, a predicted model, not a curated record